CAGGUUGUGCUAGUUUCUGCUACACUUCCACAUGAAAUCCUGGAGAUGACCAGCAAGUUUAUGACAGAUCCCAUCCGUAUUCUCGUGAAAAGAGAUGAAUUGACUCUUGAAGGCAUCAAGCAGUUUUUUGUGGCAGUUGAGAGAGAAGAAUGGAAGUUUGACACCCUCUGUGAUCUCUAUGACACCCUGACCAUUACACAGGCAGUCAUAUUCUGCAACACAAAGAGGAAGGUUGAUUGGCUGACUGAGAAGAUGAGGGAAGCUAAUUUUACUGUCAGUGCUAUGCAUGGAGACAUGCCUCAAAAGGAGAGAGAUGCCAUCAUGAAAGAGUUUCGAAGUGGUGCCACUCGUGUGCUAAUCACCACUGACAUUUGGGCCAGAGGUAUUGAUGUUCAGCAAGUCUCUCUUGUCAUCAACUAUGACCUACCCAACAAUCGAGAACUCUACAUACACAGGAUUGGUCGAUCUGGCCGUUUUGGCCGGAAGGGUGUGGCUAUUAAUUUUGUGAAGAAUGAUGACAUCAGGAUCCUGCGAGACAUUGAACAGUACUACUCCACACAGAUUGAUGAAAUGCCCAUGAAUGGGAAA
Molecule: messenger RNA, 588 nt
Organism: Darwinula stevensoni
Lineage: Eukaryota; Metazoa; Arthropoda; Ostracoda; Podocopida; Darwinulidae
Source: the annotation of a GenBank genome assembly